Penaeus vannamei (Pacific white shrimp) is the source of this 842-nucleotide messenger RNA. RefSeq lists its product as uncharacterized. NCBI's taxonomy places the organism in Eukaryota, Metazoa, Arthropoda, Malacostraca, Decapoda, Penaeidae. The record is from RefSeq and is a predicted model, not a curated record.
AUAACAGUAGCAGGAGUAUAUAAAGUCUUGCAACCAGAGCUUAGCAUACACUUUUGUUUACAGACGAAAACUGAGCAUUUAAGACUAUUUUAAUAAGUUCAGCAUCUUCUGAGUGACUUCAAGAUGAACAGCGCUCUGGUCCUUCUGGUGGCCGUUGGUCUUUCCUGCUUGGUGGCAGCCCAAGCAGCAUCCCCGUUCGGCGUCCUAGCUGGCCUUGGGGCCUUGACGAGCGCAGCAAAGCGGAGUUAUCGCGGGCCUGGUCAUGGACACAGCCAUGGCCAUGGGUAUAUAGCCCCUAAAAGAAAAUUUCGGCCCCGCUUCGGCCGCUCUGUUGCAGCGCUAGAUGAGGGAGAUUCCGACCUGAUUCUAUCCGCAGUUGGACAAAUGGAUCCCAACGCCUGCAUCCCCAAAAUACUUUGCGUGCUUCAGGCAAAAGAUGAAUCCAAUCGCACGAUGAAAGAGAACAUGCUCCUGGAAAUCUUAACCUCCUACAACGCUGCCUUCGUCCACGCCCAAGACGUCACCUCUGCCACUGGAGACUCCUUCGCGUGCAAGAGGAUCUUCUCUAAAUGCCCGUUCGAUGAUGGGGAAUUGAGUGAACUCCUGGAUCUUGCGUGGAGUUGCGACUGCAACUCGGGCGGGAAAGAGUGAAUUGUUCAUCAGCGGGUCGUAUUGCAGAUGAAAAUAUUUUUCAUUUGUGAAAUGCCUUGCUGAUACUUGUACAUUACCUCUGUAAUAUAUGUAUAUAAUAAUAUUAUAUAAUAUAUGUGUACUAGUUUACAAAUUUAUAUAUGUUGUUACAACUUAAUGCUUAUUUUCUAUUAUAAAAUACCUCCAAAUUA